GACGGCGAGACACCUUUGCACCUCGCCGUAUGUCACUGCAAUACGAAGAAGUCCACCAAAUAUCGGCUAGACACCAUUCGGGUGCUGCUGGGAUUCGGAGCAGAUCCUUCUCUAAAGUGCACCCGGCCAACGGCCUAUGAUCUAACGAGCCCUGAGAAACGAUUGCCGGUCGGAAGUACUAUGCUUCACGCAGCAGGCCGACGGGGCCAGAAGGAUGUUUUCAAGCUG
Molecule: messenger RNA, 228 nt
Organism: Perkinsus marinus ATCC 50983
Lineage: Eukaryota; Perkinsozoa; Perkinsida; Perkinsidae
Exons: 2
Molecular function (GO): protein binding
Source: RefSeq, a predicted model, not a curated record